Molecule: messenger RNA, 1460 nt
Organism: Ixodes scapularis (black-legged tick)
Lineage: Eukaryota; Metazoa; Arthropoda; Arachnida; Ixodida; Ixodidae
Exons: 9
Coding region: 1-1422 (473 amino acids)
Source: RefSeq, a predicted model, not a curated record
AUGCGCCUACUCGUUGCGUUCGAAGAACAUAAUCGAGUAAUCGACCUGCAAGAGAAGUGUGCCGAGAGUGAACUGAGGCAAGCAAUACGUGAAAAGUUUCCGGAUGUUGACAUUAACUCUACAUUUAUUGAGGUGUUUGACAAGGACUUCGAAGCCUAUGUGGACUACGACUGCGGAGCAGUUCUAGAAGAUAAAGGAAAAAUCCUGUUGGUUCAAAAGAGAAAUCCCCCUGGGAUUGAAGUAGAACCAUCUAGUGUUGUGGUUUCAAACAAUGGCACAGAAGGGGUGCAAUUUGUGCGGUCGGAGUUGGAGUUUGUCCUUCCAGACUUCCCAUUAGACAUUGUUCUUUCAUUAAAAGCCCAGAAAGACAAGGCCUGCCUGACAAAUACACUCAGAAAAAGAAUAAUCCAAUGGAUAUAUCACCUUUUAUGCGAGUACAGUCUUUAUCCUGGAAGGCUCUACGCUGAGGCAGCACGGCAGCUCAUCCUCAAGCAUCCCGACCUUCGGGACAGCAUUGGUACAGGAUAUGACUCCUGGCACCGUUCACUUCGUUUUAAAGCGAAGUAUGAGCGGCGGAAGCUGCAAGGACUUGGGAUUCUUCCCAACAACGGAGCAACGAGCUCCAAGGGGACUACAGCUGUGGCUGAUGUUUCCGACCCUCGCCGUUGCUACAGGACACCGGUGUGUGCACAGUUUGGAGCAUUGGACGUGUCAGAGGAUCGACAUAGCGUCGCUGGCCACGUGAACACCAUGAAAAGAGAGUUGAAGAAACAGGUCCCUGACAAGGAAAUUGUAAACGACGCCAUGGGAAGGACAUUCCAAGCAAGGAGAGAGCUUGUCAGCUCGGCCGCCUCAAUCUCGGACAUCUUGGAGGAUUAUCCGGCCCUUAAGCUCAAACAGCAGAUUUUUUAUGAGUUUGAACGGAUCACAAGCAUCAAUCUGAAGCAACGUUUCUUUGAGAUGGCCUCCGAAAACCUGACAGCAGUUCUUGAACUAACGGAGAACAAGCCAAAGCCCGAUAUUUUUUACAAGACUCUUGAACGGUUGGAUGUUGUUGAGGAAUCCGAGAAACAAGAACUGAACUGUCUGAUCUUCUUCUGUUUGUUUCCACUCCUGCUGAAAGAAACGCACAAUUCCUUCAUCACAUGCGAAACUUGCCCCGCAGUCUAUCCCAUCGCAGUGUGCCCCACGACAUCAACAGAGCGCUGCAGUGUGCUUUUUGAAAACCAGGCCUAUGAGGCAGAGGGCCCUCUGGAAGCUGUAGCACUUUGUUUUUGCCUGGCAUGGGUUUUUGACCUUCAGUACUUCGUUAAGUGUCGUCGUACAUUUGUUUGUUUCGAAAGACUUGCAGGUCUGAAACACUCAAAGCUGGGCUGCAUGGGCACAAGGCUGCUCACUGCCCUGAGUUCAAAAAGAACAUAAAACUAAGGUUUUUUCCUUUCUUUUUUUGGGGGGCUUUU